GUUUUCCUGAUUGGCAAUUUUGACACAGUGGACUGUUGUUCUUUCGAGAGCUUAUUGAUUUCAGGAAAAUAAUUUCAAGUUUUCGGAGUGAAAAACAAUUUCAUAAAAAACAACCAUGCCUGGAGAAGACAUACAUGAGCCGGAAACACCGGCAACUCAACGUUUAACUAAUGACGACUUCCGCAAGCUGCUUAUGACACCAAGGGCACCGAGCGGGACUUCUCAUGCGGCUGGUUCUGUUCGGGAUGCAAUGGCCAAAUCAUCUACUUCGACAUCAGCAUCAUCUUCGACCAUGAAACCACCUUCAUCAGAACGGCACGAAGCUCGUCGGAAGAAGAAGAAUUUUUAUGCCCAACUGAAGAAACAGGAGGACAACAAACUAGCGGAAUUGGCGGAAAAAUAUCGUGACCGGGCUCGCGAGCGCCGUGAUGGGGCCAACCCGGAUUAUCAGAACGUUGAUGCCUCUAAUUCGACUGGUGCUUAUCGGGCCGUGGCACCGGAUGUAAAAUCUGGGUUGGAUGCCGCGGAACGGAGACGUCAACAGAUUCAGGAAUCUAAAUUUUUGGGUGGUGAUAUGGAGCAUACUCACUUGGUGAAAGGACUCGAUUAUGCUUUACUGCAAAAGGUUCGUAGUGAGAUCGUGGUCAAGGAGCAGGAACAGGAAGAUGAAAUGGAGAAGAUAGUAGAUGUUCCCGCUGAAACCACCCAAAAGCAUCCUGUUCCCGAGAAAGAGCAGCUGAAGGAAGACGAGAUUGAAUUCCGCACUGCAUUAGGAAAGAAUGUUCACAGGAUUUUGGAGAUCCAAAGAUCGCGACAUGUUGAACGCAAUGAAAUGUUCGCUCCAGGUCGGAUGGCCUAUCAUAUCGAGCUGGAAGAUGAGAACGCAGAAACGGAUAUACCAACAACGGUGAUUCGUUCGAAGGCAGAGGUUCCGCUGGUAGCGGGCGAUACCCAAACGCUGACAACAAAUGAUAUCGUAAUUAACAAACUGGCCCAAAUUUUGUCCUAUCUACGUCAAGGUGGGCGAGGCAAGAAGAACAAACGCAGAGACAAAGAUAAGCCGCUGUUCAAGUUAUCGGAAGACAAGAACAUAGAUGAUUCCAUCUAUGGCGACAUCGGUGAAUAUAAACCAACUCGACGUUACGAUGCAGGAUCAUCUUCAUCGAAAGCAGAUGAUAGCCAAGUCAAGCAUAGAUAUUUCGAAAACUCUAACGAACAAGAAGAGCGUGAAGUCGGAGCUAUUCAAAUCCCCGCACCCCCUAAGCUAUCAGCUCAACUGAUAACGAAAUUAACGGCUGAACCCGAAGGAUACGCAGAAUGUUAUCCAGGUUUGCAGGAAAUGAACGACGCCAUAGACGAUUCUGAUGAUGAAGUCGACUACACUAAAAUGGAUCUCGGUAAUAAAAAAGGGCCAAUUGGGCGAUGGGAUUUCGAUACGCAAGAGGAAUAUUCGGAUUAUAUGAGUAGCAAAGAAGCUCUUCCGAAGGCUGCAUUCCAGUAUGGCGUUAAAAUGCAGGAUGGUCGUAAAACGCGCAAACAUAAGACAGAGAAGAAUGAGAAAGCUGAGCUGGAUCGCGAAUGGCAGCAAAUUCAGAAUAUCAUUCACAAGCGCAAAGCAAAAGAGGGAUCUAGUAGUGAGAUUGACUUCAAAAAGGCAAAACAAUAAGUAAAUUAAUUAUUUAAAUGGAACGAAUCGCUCAGUUAAAAAACUGUUAAAGCUGAUGUUAGUCGCUAUUUCUGUUUUUUCGAAAAAAUAUUAAAAAAAGCAUCCUCAAACUGGAUUACGACGUUCUGAAUUUCCCUGUUUCUUAAUCCAUAUUUCGUUCCAUCUACCAAAUUUGCUUUACAACUGAAUGAUAUAUGGGUCACUCAAAUGAGAUGUUAGUGCUAAUAAAAUGUCUUGAUACUGA
Messenger RNA from Toxorhynchites rutilus septentrionalis, 1910 nucleotides. It is a transcript of the gene beag, whose product is annotated as protein Red. The coding region runs from base 116 to 1666 and encodes 516 amino acids. The transcript has 5 exons. Gene Ontology annotation, biological process: mRNA splicing, via spliceosome. The record is from RefSeq and is a predicted model, not a curated record. NCBI's taxonomy places the organism in Eukaryota, Metazoa, Arthropoda, Insecta, Diptera, Culicidae. Gene Ontology annotation, cellular component: nucleus.